Mucor mucedo is the source of this 982-nucleotide messenger RNA. RefSeq names its product thioesterase-like superfamily-domain-containing protein. The transcript has 5 exons. NCBI's taxonomy places the organism in Eukaryota, Fungi, Mucoromycota, Mucoromycetes, Mucorales, Mucoraceae. The record is from RefSeq and is a predicted model, not a curated record. The coding region runs from base 27 to 935 and encodes 302 amino acids.
CUUUCAUAACUAUAAAAAAAAUAAAAAUGAUGGAAAUUGCAACUACACCCAUAACACAAUUUGAUGAAGUGACGAAUACUUCUUUUUUGGGAAAAACAGAGAGCGGAACAUAUAUCUUUACAGGUGCAGCAAGCAUUAAAUGGGCAAUCGGCGAUGUUCCUAAUGGCGGUUAUGUGAUGUCUGUUAUUAUCGACAGUGUCAUCCAACUCUUUUCAGAAAGACACCAAACCGAUCCCGUAGCACUCAACUGUUUCUUUUUCAACAAGACAUUGCCCGGUCACCUUAUCAUCGAAAUUGAGGAACUCAAGAUGAGCAGAAAGGGUUAUUGUAUUGUCAGAGCCAGUCUGAAGCAAACAUCGGAUUUAAGCGCUUUAGACGACUUGACAUCCUAUGAUCCAUCUCAAUGGUCUGAUAAGGUCCAAGGUAUUUUCACGAUGGGCAAUAUGGACACCGAACAAGGAGUCACUCAUUUUUACAAGAACCCUUCACCACCUCGCUUGGAUCAUCUUCAACCUUACAAGUAUCGAUUUAUGGGUGACUUUGUCGAUGCUUUAUUUGAUAAGACAAUUAUCCCUAAAGCAGAAAAUGAUAGCCAUGAUCCUGAAUUAACACAAGUCAUGAAUUUUAAGGAUGGAAGACCCAUUGAUUUCAAAAGUAUACCUUAUUGGUGCGAUAUGUUGAUUACGCCUCCCUCUUUACUCGGUCAUGGUGUCUUGGGCGGUCCCGUUUGGUGUCCCACAAUGCAACUGGAAGUUCAGUUCAAGCGAAAGCCUUCCGGUCAGAAAAUUAUUGCUCAUUUCCUUACCAAGCACAUCAUCAAUAAUAGAUUUGAUAUCGAUGGUGAAAUUUGGAACGAACAAGGUGAAAUCAUUGCCAUCACUAGACACCAAAACUUAAUUGUGCCUUGGAGUCGUAACGUCAAGUCUAAAAUUUAGAAAUUAUACCGAAAUAAAUAAAUAAAAAAAAAAUACCUAUAGAGAAC